Messenger RNA from Microthlaspi erraticum, 282 nucleotides. Lineage: Eukaryota; Viridiplantae; Streptophyta; Magnoliopsida; Brassicales; Brassicaceae. The record is from the annotation of a GenBank genome assembly.
AUGAAUGCCGUUGCUACAACAGAGAAGGAAUCAGAUCGUUAUCAAAUUCGCAGAAAGAAGAUGGAUUGGUUAUGCCGUGGAUGCUCUCAGGAAGACCUCUUUCUCCCUCUGAUCAAGACUCCAAAUUGUUCACUUCAGACAUUCCAACCUCCAUCACCAGACCGAAGCUCCACGUUCUGUAAACGGACUCCUCCGUAUGAAGACCUCCAACCCGAAAUCAGAGACGAAGAAUCAAACUCGAAGAGUUUAAACUCGAAGAACCCUAAGCGGAAGGAAAAAUAG